UUAAAAAGAUAUAUUUGCAUAUAGAUGGAAUUUAAAAAGAAAAAGAAAAAAAAAGAGUUGGGAUUGGGAGUAGUAUAAGUAGAAGUAGAAAAAAUGAGAAAGCACAUGCAAAUUUUGGGUGAGAGUUGACACAUUGGCUUCUUUAUCCCAGAAGCUGUCAGCUUAAGAGCUGCUGACCCUUCCGCCGCUUACUUAAAUUCCUCUUCCUUCUUUUUGUUUUUUAGCGACUAUAUACAUAUAUAUAUAUUUGUUCAUCUUUUAGGACAUCGUCUUGUUGAUUAUCACUGUUAUACGGUGUAUUUAACAUCAUGAAAACAAUGGGUUUUGUUUUCCUUUUGCUAGCAUUUUUUGCCAUUGGAGUUGUUCAAGGCCAACUAAGAGUGGGGUUCUAUUCAAACACAUGCCCAGAUGCUGAGUCCAUUGUGUCCAGCGUUGUUCGAAAUGCCGCUCAAUCUAUCUCCAACAUCCCUCCUGUCUUGCUCAGGCUCCAUUUCCAUGACUGCUUUGUUGAGGGCUGUGAUGGUUCAAUCCUGAUAGAAAAUGGUCCAAAAGCAGAGAGGCAUGCAUUUGGUCACCAAGGAGUUGGGGGAUUUGAAGUGAUAGAGCAAGCCAAAGCUCAGUUGGAAGCUACAUGUCCGGGAGUGGUUUCUUGUGCUGAUAUAGUUGCCUUGGCAGCUCGAGAUGCUAUAGCUUUGGCAAAUGGACCAUCAUAUGAAGUUCCAACAGGGCGUAGAGAUGGAAGGGUUUCGGAUGUUUCUCUGGCGGCCAAGAUGCCAGAUGUAAGUGACUCAAUCCAGCAACUUAAGGCUAAGUUUCUUCAGAAAGGGCUCUCUGAGAAAGACCUUGUGCUUCUCAGCGCGGCGCAUACAAUUGGAACGACAGCUUGUUUUUUCAUGACGAAACGGCUUUACAAAUUCUCACCUGCUGGGGGUUCAGACCCUGCAAUAAGCCCUGAUUUUUUACCACAGCUGCAAUCCAUUUGCCCACAGAAUGGAGACGUGAAUGUGAGGUUACCAAUGGAUCGAGGCAGUGAGCGGACUUUUGAUAAACAGAUACUUGACAACAUCAGGAAUGGGUUUGCAGUGUUGGAAUCUGAUGCCAGGCUAUACGACGAUGAAACUACCAGGAUGGUAGUUGACUCCUAUUUUGGAAUCCUCACUCCUAUUUUUGGACCAUCUUUUGAAUCUGAUUUCGUUGAUUCCAUUGUGAAGAUGGGCCAAAUUGGUGUCAAAACAGGGUCCAAAGGAGAAAUCAGGCGUGUUUGUACAGCUUUCAAUUGAAUCAAAUUAUACUGCAAAUAUGUCAUCACUACACAUUGGUUAAUUCCUAGCAAAUACAUGCAUUAAUUUACGUUGUAUACACUAUUGUCAACAUUAUGGUUUUAAAGUUGACAUUUGGGCAUUUUAAUGUACUUGACAAAUUAAUUUCUGUAUUAAUUGUAUGGUUUCCAAGUUUAUAAAACGAUGGAACCGUCGGUUGAAAUAUAAGUCUCACGCAAACCAAAUGUUUCGACUCUCGACA
Molecule: messenger RNA, 1521 nt
Organism: Gossypium raimondii (Peruvian cotton)
Lineage: Eukaryota; Viridiplantae; Streptophyta; Magnoliopsida; Malvales; Malvaceae
Product: peroxidase 43
Exons: 4
Coding region: 309-1280 (323 amino acids)
Biological process (GO): response to oxidative stress; hydrogen peroxide catabolic process
Cellular component (GO): plasmodesma; plant-type cell wall
Molecular function (GO): heme binding; peroxidase activity
Source: RefSeq, a predicted model, not a curated record